UUUAGGAAGUGAGAAGCACUAGCAGGACGUGUGCAUCUAGCCGGCCACGAAGGUAACGCUACGUCUCAUUUGGAGUCGCAAAUAUGGUGCUGCUCGAAAACGACUCGUUCCUCACAGAGCUCACACGUUUGUUCCAGAAGUGCAGAUCCUCUGGUAGUGUUGUCAUCACUUUGAAAAAGUAUGAUGGGAGGACCAAGCCAGUGCCCAGAAAAGGCCACUUGGUGUCCUUUGAGCCUUCAGACAAUAAAUGUCUUCUCAGAGCUUCUGAUGGCAAGAAGAAAAUUAGCACAGUGGUCAGCACCAAAGAAGUGAUCAAGUUUCAGAUGGCAUACUCAAACCUCCUGCGAGCGCACAUUGAUGGUCUGAAAAAGAAAGACAAGAAGAGCAAAAGCAAGAAGACCAAAGCCACCCAGUGAGCAAUAGACUCAAAAAGGCUCAUGAACUGACCUGGUUCCAAUUUUGAGAAGAUAGGAGCGGGUCCCACCCCAGGCAGUCCACCCCCCACACACCGUGCUCAUCCACCCAGUGACUACUUCGAUAUUUUGCCAAGAUCUCGUGUCGUCAAUGACUGUUCCGUGCCACCUGUGAGGAUUUCUUGUGCUGCACAAAUUGACGUCUGGAGCCAAAACCACUCCAUCGGUUUGGCCUUUCGUCUGUUGAAAGGCUACGCUCCCUAUUUAUGUUCAAUUUAGGAUUGUCAAAGCAGACUCUUUUUAUAUUUGAAAUAGUUUUUUUCGAGGGAUGUUUUUCAGUGUAUUGAUAUUAGAAGAGUUGCAUGGAAAAAAAACUAAAAUCACAUGUCUUAGUAGUUUUAUUUUUAUGUAAUAAGUACAAUGCUUAUAGUCUCCCUCAUAUGAUGGAAAUCUGAAGCUGCCACACUGGCCCUCUUACUUUGUCAAACAACAAAAUGUUAUGUAGAAAGCUUCAGUUCAUUGAAAAUGCAAAUCAGACUUGAGGAUGAAGCUAAAUUGUACAGAAUUUUAUGUCCUGAUAAAGAUGUACUGAAAGGCGCGUUUGAGUUACAGGCAGAGAAUCCCGAGCGCGCCGGGUCUGGCCCGCAGCAGAAUUUCAGUUGACUAAUAAAGUGCUAUGUUGAAAAGAAAUCGCAGUGUUUGGGUCCGUUCUGCUAUAGAAGAGCAAACAUGUACACCAAGACUUGGAGUGAGCCUCUCAGAGCGCCGUGUUCUUCUUGUCUGCUCUCUCCUUUGGGGAGACUGCGGGAUGGUUCUGUCUGUCCGCCUCCUUGUAGCCUUGCUUCAUCAGGCAGGUCACGUACUGAAACAGGGUCUGGAUCACACACGGGGUAACAAUUCUUUCAACCACAAGAGAGCAGCACGUACUAAAUACACCGAGACUUGUUGUCCUCUUUAUGUGUACACUGGUGAGGAGUUCUAACAUGUUUUGAGGUUACAUAAGUCACCCAAUGAACGAGUUUUCAGCGGUGUAAAAAUGUCACACAGCACACACAGUAAGUUACCGCUUAUUAACGGUGUUUCAUUUGUUUAAUAUUAAUGGCUUAGUGGCUUCGAGACAUUGUCUGUAAUUAGGACUGUGGACAGCGAUCUGUGCAUCGGCACGCUGAAAUUCACCUAUCUGCGUUCUUUUUCUCUGAAAUCUAUCCUGAGCUCUUUGCUCGAAAGAGAGAAAAGAGAGGGGGGAAAAAACACCCAUUUUUUGUUUUUGUGCUCUUUCUGAAAGGGUUUGUAUCUUGGGGAGGAGCAAAGUUUAGCCUGGGUUGUUAGCAUCAAUAGUUAAGUCUGUGCAGCAUGUACACUUGCGGUGCUUUUUUUAAAAAAAAAAUGUAUCAUCUGUACAUCAUUAGCUUUUAAGGGUAAUGAAAGAAGUCUGAAAUAACUGUUUUGGGGUCAUAGUUUGUGAUAUAUGAACAGUUUAAACAAAUUUUGUGCAUCAGUUUUUGUUUUUUUUCUUGGUCCAUUUCCCCCUGCAAAUAUCAUGUUUGUCCAGCUGUGGUAACUUCAGAUGAUUUUACAUGAUUCGAAAA
Phycodurus eques (leafy seadragon) is the source of this 2002-nucleotide messenger RNA. RefSeq names its product signal recognition particle 14 (gene srp14). Gene Ontology annotation, molecular function: endoplasmic reticulum signal sequence receptor activity; 7S RNA binding. The transcript has 5 exons. Gene Ontology annotation, biological process: SRP-dependent cotranslational protein targeting to membrane. The coding region runs from base 84 to 416 and encodes 110 amino acids. NCBI's taxonomy places the organism in Eukaryota, Metazoa, Chordata, Actinopteri, Syngnathiformes, Syngnathidae. Gene Ontology annotation, cellular component: signal recognition particle, endoplasmic reticulum targeting. The record is from RefSeq and is a predicted model, not a curated record.